UAACCCUGUUAGAUUGUUGCACCAUCAGCCCAAUAUAGACUGACAGAGCGCUGCAGCUGCAGCCUAACAUUGUUCAGUGAAGCUCCGCUGAUUGAAUUACAGGCUGUGACGCUGCAGAGAAUAAUUUAACUUUCAGUUUCGACCUCAUUCAUGAAAAAAUGGCGUCCGUCUAAAACUUGAUUACAGAGCUGAUCUGAUCGGAGGAGACAGACAGAGCUUCACUGGAGGUUUGUAAAAACCUUAAAAACCAAAUAAAACCGGAGCUGCUCGGCGGAAGGUCUCGGGUUAGUUUCCAGCUGUCCGCGAGUGUUACCGGAGUCUCUGCAUCACAGCUUCACCAUGCUGGGAGAAACGGGACCGGAGUGGCUGUCCGAGGAAGUGAAAACAGGAACGACCAUCAUCGCCAUCGAGUUUGAUGGUGGGGUCGUGCUCGGGUCCGACUCCCGCGUGUCUGCUGGGGCCUCUGUGGUGAACAGGGUGAUGAACAAACUGUCUCCCCUCCAUGAGAAGAUCUACUGCGCUCUGUCAGGAUCUGCAGCAGAUGCUCAGACCAUCGCUGAGAUCGUCAACUACCAGCUGGAUGUGCACAGCAUAGAGAUAGGUGAGGAUCCUCAGGUUCGCUCAGCUGCCACUCUGGUGAGAAACAUCUCAUACAAAUACAAAGAGGAGAUGUCAGCACACCUCAUUGUAGCCGGCUGGGACAGAAGAAAUGGAGGGCAGGUGUUUGCAACUCUAAAAGGGCUCCUGACACGUCAGCCUUUUGCAGUUGGCGGUUCUGGCAGCUCGUAUGUUUACGGGUUUGUUGAUGCUGAGUAUCGCAGAGGCAUGAGCAGAGAGGAGUCACAGCAGUUUGUUGUCAACACUCUCUCUUUGGCAAUGAACCGUGAUGGCUCCAGCGGGGGCGUGGCCUACAUCGUCACCAUUGAUGAACACGGCACGGAGGAGAAAGUCAUUCUGGGAAAUCAGCUUCCUACAUUCUUUGAUCAGUGACACCUUUGUUGUCCUCACAGUCCUGGCUCAGCUUUUUUUCAUAGCUGUCAGCUGACUCAGUUUUUGAAACACUGAACAAAAUCCAAAAUUAAAUAAAAGAAAA
Molecule: messenger RNA, 1093 nt
Organism: Archocentrus centrarchus (flier cichlid)
Lineage: Eukaryota; Metazoa; Chordata; Actinopteri; Cichliformes; Cichlidae
Gene: psmb9a
Product: proteasome 20S subunit beta 9a
Exons: 6
Coding region: 340-990 (216 amino acids)
Cellular component (GO): proteasome core complex; cytoplasm
Molecular function (GO): threonine-type endopeptidase activity
Source: RefSeq, a predicted model, not a curated record